This is a messenger RNA of Pan troglodytes (chimpanzee), 5239 nucleotides long. It is a transcript of the gene YPEL2, whose product is annotated as yippee like 2. The record is from RefSeq and is a predicted model, not a curated record. The transcript is spliced from 5 exons. The coding region runs from base 333 to 692 and encodes 119 amino acids. Lineage: Eukaryota; Metazoa; Chordata; Mammalia; Primates; Hominidae.
GGCGGCCGCUGCGGUGGCGGAGACUGUGGCUUUAAGAGCGUGCCGGGAGCCCGAGCCCCAGCCGGGCCGCGCUUCGCCGCUGCGCACCCCAGCGGAGCCAAGCCCCACGCUGGCCGGACAGGGCCGCCUGUCGCCGGGCUGCUGAGAAUUAGCCCUAGACCUCUGCGUGAGGGUUCUUCUGCCGAAGACAUCACCAGUGUGUGGAGCCUGCCACACCCACCCGCUGCCAAACCACGGCCUUUACCUGUGUCUUCCGGUGUUUCCCGUGCGACCCAUCCUGUGGGAGUGCCUCGUGGGCUGCCCCAGAGUUCACCCCACACUCAGCAGCACCAAUGGUGAAGAUGACAAGAUCGAAGACUUUCCAGGCAUAUCUGCCCUCCUGCCACCGGACCUACAGCUGCAUUCACUGCAGAGCUCACUUGGCCAAUCAUGAUGAACUAAUUUCCAAGUCGUUCCAAGGAAGUCAAGGACGAGCAUACCUCUUUAACUCAGUAGUUAAUGUGGGCUGUGGGCCUGCAGAAGAGCGAGUGUUGCUAACAGGACUGCAUGCAGUCGCAGACAUUUACUGUGAAAACUGCAAAACCACUCUGGGCUGGAAAUACGAACAUGCUUUUGAAAGCAGCCAGAAAUAUAAAGAAGGCAAAUACAUCAUUGAACUAGCACACAUGAUCAAGGACAAUGGCUGGGACUGAUUGGACAGCAUCUACCCAACCCAGUGUCCACGUGAACGCCAUUCAACCGAACAUUCUUCCCAAGCGUGAGAGAGUGACUGACACUUGGUUCCAUCCAUUUAGGGGCCUUGCCAUCCGGGGCAUCCUCCCACCCUGACGCCAUCUUUCUGGUGACCGGCCUCUAAAUCGCUGUCUCUCUGUCUCUUUGCUUUGUAUCUGUUUGUGAGUUGAUCCUGGCUUCUCUCUCUGUUCUUGUUUUGGCUGAAAACAAAACAACAAAAGGAACAGAUCCUUGACCGCAUGGCGGCAGCCCACCUUGGUAAGGGCCCCAGGGCCCAUGCGAGAGCUGCCUGAUGGCCUCUUGUCAGGAGAGCAGUGGCACGGGGGCGUGAGGAAGAGGGAAAGGGGAAACUCUAAGGGUCCUGGUGCGGGGAAGGGGUGGAAGGGUGGAGGUAGGAACAAAAUUGCGCCGCUCCUGGAGACCUGAUAACUUAGGCUUGAAAUAAUUGACUUGUCUAAAAGGACAAAGAGAAAAAAAAAUACCUCAUGACUGCAUUCUCUCUGACUAGAAGCUUCUGUUCCUGACACCAAAUGUGCCAGGUUAGCACAUGAGCACAAGAUGUGGCCCUGAUUCUAGUUGGUGGGGCAAGGGCCUGGUUCUCCUGGGCUGAGUGGGGGAGUGUCCUGGCAGCAGCGAGUGACUUGGGCAGUGGCCAGGUGGGUGCACUGACUCUGAUGCCUCACUCAGUCUCUGGGCAAUCAUCAUCUUUGCCUCUAGCCACCGCAGGUAAGGUGUGAGGGGACUGCUGUUUGCAAUGGGCUCACCAUCCAAAUAUCCCGAAGGCUUUGACCAGCAACCAAGUCAAAUCAGUAAUUGAGGAGAGCAGGGCACAAAGGGGCUGCAGUUUGGGAGCUCCUGAAGAAAUGGCUCAGAUAUUGAGUCAGAGAAAUAAAAAGUAGGAUCAGUUAGCAAUUCUAACUGCCCUUCCUUCUAACCCCUCAUAAGAGGAGUGUGGUGAGGGAGGGGACUGGGUAGGGGUCAUCCCAGGAGGAGGGGUUUACAUUGGAACCAGUUCAGGUUCGGUGCAUCUUUCCUCUUCGGUUUUACAGUGGCUUCCGUGGGAUCGUCAAUUUCUUGUUCUUAGAGUUUCGGGUGUUUUUCUCCAGUCUUGUUACUGUAGACUGUAGAAAGCACGGGCCCCAGGCUCUGAGCUUAGUAAUAACCUGGCUGGUAGAUUCCUCAUGCCCCUAAUUGUCCCACUUAGGCCUGAAUGUCUUGCGUGGAGAGAAAUCUCCUGUCAGUGUGGUCCAGCAGCAGGGAGGAGUUCUGCCCAAAUUCCGAUAUCACCCCCUCCCCCAUCCAAACAUCCUUCGAUUAGGGAAGUGGAGAGCACAUCCCUGUAAGGCCCAUAAGAGAAAGAGGAGUUUGUUACAUUUAAUCAACACUGUGAAGUCUGUUCUACAGCAAUUCAGCCAUUACACAGUAUAUGACUGAAACUCAUUUAACUGGGUUAAUUUCAUUUCUUAGACUGAAUAUAUUAUUGUUAAGAUACGUGUGCGUGUUAGGUAAUUCUCAGCAUCUCCUCCAAGUAGGCCGACCUUCUCGGAAAAUUCACCCUAACAGUCUCACAAAAGAAUGAGUUCAUGGGGAGAUUCUGUAAAGUAAUGAACUGAGAUGAAAGCAGCCAACAGCCCGGGAGCUUUUCAGAAUCGCGUCUGCAGCAGAACCAGUUUCCAUUCAGAGCGCGUCCUUGGUGGAAAUGCUUUUUUGUGUGUCUCCACGCGCUGAUGGUGGAAUGGGAGCCCCAAGACAGGUGUGGGCUUAGAAAUUGACUUUUGUUCCCCAAGGCUUCUUGUCCAGAUCUUUCCAGUGCUUUCAUAGCCCUGGGAGAUCCAGUUGUUCUCCCCACUUUACUGCAAGGUAGACUGAAGUUCAGAAGAAAUACUGAAUUUCUGCUCCCAGAAGAAUAGUUUCUCUGGCUCACAGGCCCACGUUCUCAAUGAAAUCGUUUUUUAACUUUCACAUUCCUAAGCUGGCUUCCCGGCACAGAAGCCAUGGAUUUCCCCUCUCUCCCUUCCCCCUCCUCAAGGAAAUAGUCUCUCUUUAUGGAUUUUCAUUGGACCCUUUCCUCAGGGAUUGUCCUGGCUGUUUAUUGAUAGUCCUUCCCAUAAGAAGAAAAUGGGGGUUAAACAUGGGGUAGGUAUUUUGUCUUUCAAACUACAAAUGGAAUGUGGUGACAUAAACUAGACAUGGGGUGCCCUCAAGUUUCCAAGGGGACCAAUGUGCCACUGUUCUUCCUUGGGGAUGAGGCCUUUGACUGUUGGAUGGAUCAAAGCAGGCUCCAGUCAGACCCUGGUUCUGAAUGUUUUUUUUUUCGGUGACUAUCCAGUGAGCCUUCAGUGGGUGCAAGGCACCAUACUUGCUGUGAGAGAGCUGAGUAGAGUGUUGGUUUUUCCAUAACUACAGGGGAAAAAAAAGUCAUUAGGCUUUCCCUUUGUGUCAGUGAAACCAAAAGUGCUUCUUACAACGUUCGCUCUGUUCAUGGGUUGUCUAUCUAACAUUGAGCAGCAUUGGAGAGGCCACAGCUGAGCUAUGGAGAUGCUAAAUUAACUCAUGGCCUCAGUCAGUUCAUUCUUUAAUUUCCUCACCAAAUUAUUGACUUAGAGCAUAACCAAAGACCUCAUUCAUUCACCCCAGGUGGGUUGGGGGAAUUGGAGUUUGUUGGUGAAGUUUGGGGGCGGGGUGUGGGGAGUAGAGACAGGGUAAGGAGACGUGAGAAAGGAAAAGGCAUGAAGUUCUAUACCUCAGCCAGCAGCUGCCUUCGUUUGGAACUGAAGUCCAGCCAGCAGACUCUCUAGCUCCAUCUCCCCUGUGCCACCCUAGGUCAUAUGACCUUGGCCACCUUGGAGUAGACCCAGACCCCUCGGGACCCGGGACAUUAGUCUCAGGCUGCUGAUGGAUUGAUUUGACAUGAACCAAACACAGCCAAACUCGAUACCCACAAGCUGUCAGCUGGACCUGACUGAGUGUUCUUCCUGAGUUCACGAGGAUAGGCUAGAGUGCAUUUUUACUGGUGGAUCAGUGUGUGCAAAAGAGAUGACCCUUUAUAAAGAGAUUUUCAAGUGGAUAUAUAUAAAAGAAACAGUUGCUUGUAAAAUAUACUUUUGUAAAUAAUAUUUAAUUUUUUAAAUAAUAUAUUUGGUGCUGUUUUCUCAGAUCCCCUGAGAGCACUUUUUAUUUUCCUUUUAAAUUCUAUGGUUUCCUUUGCAUUUCUUGAAGUAUAUUUUAAGGGAAACAGUGAUCACCAAUACAUGUUUUCAGUUUUUUUUUUUUUUUAAGGUCUCUAUCACUUUAAUCUGGAUCAAGGCUUUGAAGCAAUGCCUCUCUGCAUUUUUUCCCCAGUGGAACAGACUCUGCAGUACAUUAAUCAGGUUGAGAAUUGAAAUAUUUUCUUGCAUCAGUAUUGGCUAGAAAAGAAAAUAAAUAAAACCAAGUUAAUUUAGUAGUAACAACUUACAGUGAUUCUUCCUGUUGGAAGAAUUUCCAACAAAUCAGAAUCACGUUUUUAGUUGUGCGUGUGCGUGUGCGUGCGCACGUGUGUAAAAAGCACUUUCGAUUGUGCCUCCUGUUUUCUCGAGUGGGGACACUUUAACUACAGUUUACACCUCGGGCGCAUAAAGUUUUUCUUCUCUUUCUCUCUGGCUGUUUCUGUUUCUGAGUGGACCAACAGCAGAACCCACGAGGAUUUGUUUGAGUAUGGAGCUGCUGCGGGUUUGCUCCUUUUUCUUGCUUUGCGUGCUCAGCUUUUACAGACUGUAAAGGAGAUGUGUUGUUUGUGAAGAUGGAGCAGAGUCAAAUCUGUGCUUCUAACUGAGAUGAGAGUAUUAAUCACGUAUCGCAGGGCUCCAGCUGUUUUAGAAGCCGCAUCAUGUUAAACAUUAACUGGUUUGGAUUAAAAGAACAUUAAUAUUAUAAUACACAUAUCUUUGUGGUAAACAGCUUUUUUUUUUUUAAGGUCAGAUUGCCUCAGGUUCAGAAAGAGGCUGAGAAAUCAAAUCUUGAACACAAUCAACUUACAUAUUUUAGAGGAAUCUGCCUCAAAUGAGAAAAUAUGUUAGUUGUCUAGAUAGAGGAAAGAGAUAUUUACUUUUUAUAAAAUUAAAAUAGUUAUGAAAUCUGGCAGAAAAGGUAAAGCCUAGAAGAAACUAUGAAAGCUAUUCUCAUGUUACCAAAUUCUAUCUGCCCAUGUUUUUGUAUAACAUUUCGGUGACAGUGGGAGUCGAUUCUCUUUCCCAACCUGCAGAGACUAUCUUCCAAUACAGAAUCUGUCUAUUUAUGCUUGUGUUUACAAACUGUAUUUGUUGGGUUUGGGUUUUUGUUUUCUUUGGUGGCAUUUUUCAGGUCACUUUGCUUCUAUAACAAAGGUAAUUGUUUUCAAAUAAUUUGUCUUCACCUUUUCCCGUAUUUGUACAUAGUGAUUCAGUAUUAGAGAAAAGUGCAUUGUUUCUGUCAUAUUUCCAAUCUGUGUUGGUGCUCAUUUGAGAAAAUAAAAGUUUUCAAAUAUUAA